This is a messenger RNA of Dacryopinax primogenitus, 2283 nucleotides long. RefSeq names its product glycoside hydrolase family 5 protein. The record is from RefSeq and is a predicted model, not a curated record. Bases 1 to 2283 code for a protein of 760 amino acids. Lineage: Eukaryota; Fungi; Basidiomycota; Dacrymycetes; Dacrymycetales; Dacrymycetaceae. Gene Ontology annotation, molecular function: beta-glucosidase activity. Gene Ontology annotation, biological process: carbohydrate metabolic process. The transcript is spliced from 11 exons.
AUGGUUGCUAUCAACCCCAAUCACCACCCCUCCCUUUCAGAGGACUACGAGCCGGGCUCAACCUCCUCAACAGCACACGACUGGUCACUCCCCAUCCGCAUACAAGGCGCACACUUCGUCGACCCCUACAACCGUGUUCUCAACCUACGGGGUGUCAACCUCUCCGGCGCUUCUAAAACGCCUGGGGAUCACGACCCCGCCCACUUCCUGGAUGAGAACCACUGGAGAGGAGUGAGCUUUGUCGGAAGACCCUUUCCUCUCGAACAGGCGGAUGAGCAUCUCGCGAGAUUGAGACGGUGGGGGCUGACGUUUGGUGUGUUCCCCCUUUCUACCAAGACUAGGCUGACCAGCGUAGUGAGGCUCAACGUGACAUGGGAAGCGAUCGAGCACUCUGCUCCAGGAGAAUAUGACCAUGACUAUCUGACAUACCUUUAUUCCCUCCUCUCAAAGUUCCCCGCCUACGGGCUCGUGGCCUUUGUCUCGAUGCACCAGGAUGUCUUUUCCCGCUUUUCCGGCGGCUCAGGAGCCCCAGCAUGGACGCUUACGAGCGUAGGGUUAGAUUUGGACGCACUAGAGGAAACGGGGGCAGCGUAUUUGGAAGGUGUGAGGCAUCCGGGCAAGUCGGAGGAGGAUAGAGGUACUUGGCCUACGGGGUAUCAGAAGCUUGCGGCGGCGACAAUGAACACCCUCUUCUGGGCUGGUGAUACCUUCGCUUCGAAGCUGAAAGUCCAGUGGCAAGGAAAGGAGGUAGGCGCACAACAGUUCCUCCAAGACAGGUUUCUCGCUGCCUGGGAAGUGCUCGUCCAACGACUCGCUCCCCUCCCCGCCGUGGUCGGGUUCCAAAUGAUGAACGAGCCCCACAGCGGGUACGUGGAGAACCACAUACAUACAUGGGACUACAACACCGACCUACACCUGUGGGCGUUCCCCACCCCUCUCCAGUCAAUGGCGCUAGGCGCCGGCCACCCCCAGCGGGUAGCAUACUACACCCGUUCCUUCCCUUUCCCCACCCGGCAGAGCGGGUCGAAGCUUAUCAAUCCGAAGGGGAGGAAAUGUUGGCGCGAGGAUGGGCCGACGGAGGGCAGGUGUGUGUGGGAGAUGCACGGUGUCUGGGGCUGGGAGCGAGGGAGGGGGGAAGCAGUUGCAUUAAGGGAAAACUAUUUCAUGUGGCAUCCGACUACUGAUAAAAUGGUGGAGUGGUACGAAGAUUUCUACUUCCCGUUUGCGAAGCGCUGGUCGGAGAGGAUGCACGCCCUUUCCGGAGGGGAGAAGCUCAUAUUCCUCGAGCCGAUACCUAACGAGUUCUGCCCUCCCUGGCCGGAAGAGUUCAGGCCCAAAAACUUUGUCUACGCACCACAUUGGUACGACCUUAAUGCGCUCUUCAAAAAACAAUUCGGGAACGUGAGCGUAAACGUGCAAGGCUUAUCCCGGGGGAUGUUCCUCCUCAAAGCUCUUUACUGGGGGGACAAAGGCGCGAAAGAGAACUAUGCUAUGCAGCUCCGGAAUGUCGUCGAUUCUGUCUCUGCUGCUGGGGAACGGCCUGUGGUGGUGGGCGAGUGUGGGGUACCCAUGGAUAUGAACAACGCUCAUGCGUUCAAAACCGGCGACUUCACCUGGCAAUCCCGGAUGCUCGAUGCCCUCAUCUCAGGGCUGGACAGCGCCCGAGCGAGCUUUACGCUAUGGAACUACAAUCCCGGAAACACGGACGCCCAGGGUGAUAGGUGGAACGGAGAGAACUUCUCCUUCUACACUCUUUCCGCCCGCGCUCUCUCUUCUUCCUCCGAAUUCAAGGAUUCAGCGCUAGCGCAGACCAAUCCCGAACUAGACGACGGCGGACGGGUGCUGUCCUCACUCGUCAGGCCCUACCCGGCCAAAGUCGCCGGAAUCCCUCUGUCGUACAGCUAUUCCACCAGCACGGGAGUGUUCGAGCUCACGUACGCCUCGCCUGCGCAUGCGGGCGCGGAGCUGGAUCUGGGACGUGGGAGGGACGGAUGGGUACCGCUCGAUCACCCCGCAAUAAUGGCACGGGAAACGGAGAUAUUCCUCCCUCUUCUCCUUACCCAAGGAAGGGAAGUGAAAGUCGAAGGAGCGUGGAAGUGGGUGUACAGCGAGGAGAGACAGACGCUGUAUGUCCUCCAGGAGACUACGGGGGAGGCGAGGGCAUGGAACGUCAAGGUUAGAGUGAGGCCCGCUUUGACAGUAAGGCAAGAGGGGGAGUGGACUUGGGUUUGGGCGCUGUUAGGCGUGCUGUUGGGAGUGGGUGUUUGGUUCCUUAUCCGGUAG